Bipolaris oryzae ATCC 44560 is the source of this 186-nucleotide messenger RNA. RefSeq lists its product as uncharacterized. The record is from RefSeq and is a predicted model, not a curated record. Lineage: Eukaryota; Fungi; Ascomycota; Dothideomycetes; Pleosporales; Pleosporaceae. The annotation marks the transcript as partial. The transcript has a single exon.
UGGGUAGCGGUAGAGACGCUUAGACGGGUAUGGAUUGCCGAUCUUUCCGGCACUAAUAAAGGUGGCAAGCGUCUUUUCAAGUGCUGUCUCGACAUUCUCGGAACUCCGAUUUAUCAUUGGUCUUUCUCCACACACUUUAGUACUGUCACCAUUGUUGAGUUUUUGUAUAAUCUCAAUAGCCUUUAA